GUACGAUAAAUUAUCGGCAGCAAAUCUCCCACUUCCUCGUGGUGGUUGAGAAUUGAGGAGAGAGACUGAAAACAAAAACAUGGACUUCGAGACAAUAAAGAACUACUUAGAAAAACUGGAAAAAUCAGGUGAAGAAGAUGAAUCCUCGAAAAUCCAUAAACUUCCAUUGAGAUUCUUCGACCCUUUUAUCAUCCAUGGUCUUCGCGUUGAUCUCAUUGAACCCGGUCGCGUUCUCUGCUCCAUCAAUGUUCCUCCUCGUCUCCUGAAUACUGCCAACACUCUGCACGGCGGUGCGAUUGCGUCAUUGGUGGAUUUGGUGGGUUCGGCUGUUAUUUAUACUGUUGGAGCUCCGUCUACUGGUGUUUCUGUUGAGAUCAAUGUUUCCUACCUUGAUGCUGCGCUUGCUGAUGAGGAGAUUGAAAUCGAGGGCAAAGCUCUACGUGUUGGAAAGUCCCUUGCUGUUGUCAGUGUAGAAUUAAGGAAGAAAGCAAGCGGGAAGAUCGUCGCUCAGGGACGUCACACCAAGUACCUUCCUGUAUCCAGCAAACUGUAGCUUUUCAUUUGGGAUUUAUCCUUAUUGGACUAGUUAUUUCAAAGUACAUCAUCUAUUGCAACAAAUACUUGUAUGUACAGUACAUAAAUAUCAUUCAGUAUAAUGUUGCCUAUAAGGCUAUAAGUACUCUUCUGUGACAUUUAUCCUUCUAUUGUGCAAGAUUAAUGAUGCACUUAUAUAUGUAUAUGGAGAUUUUUGUUCAUUUUUAA
Molecule: messenger RNA, 762 nt
Organism: Spinacia oleracea (spinach)
Lineage: Eukaryota; Viridiplantae; Streptophyta; Magnoliopsida; Caryophyllales; Amaranthaceae
Exons: 3
Coding region: 80-553 (157 amino acids)
Molecular function (GO): fatty acyl-CoA hydrolase activity
Source: RefSeq, a predicted model, not a curated record